UUUUCGUAUAAGAAGCGCCUGGCCGAGUCGUGAUUUUACCAUUCCCUCUCAGUCCCUCGUAUCUCCCGGCUUAUUGACUAGGCCUCCAUCUAGAUCUCGUUCACUCAUUAAGUAUCAUUUCUCGCUGCCGCUCUUCAAACACAAUUAUCAACCCCAUCACAUAUACCUCAAUCCAUCUUAUACCCAACCAACAUGUCCUCAGUGACCCUCCGCAUUAUGUCCCUCUGGGUUAUCCUCUUUUCAAUAUCUGCAAUGGUUGCAGCAUCACCCGCACCAAUAGAUCCCGGGCUUGCAUCGGUCAUCACGAGCAAUAUGAAUCUGAAUUGUGGUGAGAGCUGUCAGACCGCUAAGGGCACCAAACAACUGAAUACGAAUUUUGCCUUGACGUCUGCAUCGAGCUCAAAUUCAUUCGUGCUUGGAGCUAUACUGCUAGCUUGUGGCGUUUUGGUAGGAUCAUGAGAGUAUAUCGUUACGAAGCACCUUCUAGGUCGGACCUUGACACUUUGUACUUACUAGAACAGUUGAUGUAGAAGUAAACAUCAGUGUUGUUUGUAAUGAUAGUGUGUAAUAGCACGGACAAGAGACAUUGAUGGGACUCCACUGAUGCUAUGUAUCAUGAUUGGCACGAGAAC
Messenger RNA from Suillus subalutaceus, 632 nucleotides. RefSeq lists its product as uncharacterized. NCBI's taxonomy places the organism in Eukaryota, Fungi, Basidiomycota, Agaricomycetes, Boletales, Suillaceae. The coding region runs from base 193 to 459 and encodes 88 amino acids. The record is from RefSeq and is a predicted model, not a curated record. The transcript has 3 exons.